GCGCCGGGCCCGCCGUCCAUGGCUGGGAGCGAGGAGCGGCCAUGUUUUAAUGCUGAGAUGACAAAUACAGGAUAAAAUGCCCAGCUGUGAGCCCAAGACACGGUUCAUACCAGCCACGUGUGCUUGGACGCUUCUACUAGCAUGCACCACUCUUUUCUUCGUCUAUCCAUGUACUUCUCUGUACUUCAGAUGGGGCAUCUACGUCCCAGUGUAUCAGGGUGUUGUCACACUCUUUGUGGUGCUCAAUUUCUCUUUAGCCACGUUUAUGGAUCCUGGAGUUAUACCAAAAGCCUCAACAGACGAGGACCGGGAUGACGACUUCCGAGCGCCACUUUACAAGAAUGUAGAGAUAAAUGGCAUCACAGUACGCAUGAAGUGGUGCGUAACGUGUCAUUUUUACCGGCCCCCACGUUGCUCACAUUGCUCAGUCUGCAACCACUGCAUUGAGACUUUUGACCAUCACUGCCCGUGGGUCAACAAUUGCAUAGGUCGAAGGAACUACCGCUAUUUCUUCAUGUUUCUGUGUUCACUCAGCAUCCAUAUGAUCUCCAUCUUUGCAUUUUGUCUUGUCCAUGUCCUUGAUAGAAAAGAUAACCUCACUGAAGUCAAGACUAUUAUAAGAUUGACUAACAAUCCUGCUGAGUCAAUGGUCAUAAGUAUGGUGGUGAUGGGAGUCAUUGCCUUGCUCCUCAUCCCCAUCCUGGGCCUGACGGGGUUCCACAUGGUGCUGGUGAGCCGCGGCCGCACCACCAAUGAGCAGGUCACCGGCAAGUUCCGCGGAGGCUACAACCCCUUCUCCCGUGGGUGCUGCCGGAACUGCUGCUUCAUCCUGUGUGGACCCCAGUAUCCUAGCAUAAAGAGGCCUGCCAAGUACAUAGGGAGAUACAAGUUCAAGCCGUCAUCCAGUCCGCAGGCCCCUGUCUCCACCAUCACCAGCCAAAGCCAAGUUCGUGUCUACAUGGACAAUGGCGUGCAGGCUCCCAACUCCACUGCCUACAGUCAAGAUACGGCAGGCUUGAUUGCUCAGGAUAACAUGGUGGCUGUGCCUCACCCUGAUCCCAGCAGCAGGUGGCUGCAAACCACCGUAUAGCCUUGCUUCCCUCGUUAGUGCUCGACCCGUACUCCAUCUGGGCAUAUCUGGCAAUCUACAGCCUGAUGCACCACCGCCACACCAUCACCCUGCCUAUCACCACCACCAUCACCAUCCUCAGUAUGUGGAUUCCCCCCGCAAGGCUAAUGCAAGUCAGCAGGUUACAAGGCCACCGCGAUCGCCCCAUUCGUCAAGACCUCGGAGAAAACCGCUACCUUGGAAUAACCCCUGCCCCAUCAUUCCCAGGAAAUCAUCAGUCAGUUACCACAGGUCAGUGAAUACUGACUGCCAGCUUUACUUUGGACAAAAUCAAUUGUGACCCCUCACUAUAUAGUGUUGAAGACCCAAGCAAGAUUAUUUACUACUUUGCAGUACAGUGUUCUCCCAAUUUAGCACAAACAGAUUUAUACCAAGAAGUCCAUAGUGGUCCCUGCAUAAAUACUUGCAUCUCUCAGGACAAGUCAACAGUAGCUUGAAGGUCCCUCCAAUUUACACUUAACAGGAUAGUUGAAUAAGACAACUUUUGAAAAAAAUAUGAUCAAAAUAACAUGAGUUGCGACAGUAAUAAUAAUAAUAAUUUUAAAAAUUGCAUAAUCAAUAAUGAAAAUUAGCAUACUUACUUUUCAAGAUUGUGUACUCACCAGCAUAACUGUAAAGAGCUUGUGUUGGGCAGUGUAGGUCAUGCAAGACUUAAUUUAAUGAACUUUGAGAUGACACUUUGCAAAUCUAUGAUUGAAAGUCCUUUGCAAUUAGUCAGCAUCAAAUAGCAUUGGCCGCCUAAAACUUACAAUUCAGUCAGAAACUGAAGAAAGUUUUGAAAUAUAAUUUUGGACUCCCUGAAACAGUAUUCUCAUAUAUAAACUUUCACAUUUUAUCGGGGGAUACUGUGAGGUCUGUUAUGGGAGUGGCUAAAAGUUUUCCCUUACUUUGUGCCUCUUCAUUCAAGAAUACGUAACUAAGAUAUGUACAUAUUUUAUAUUUUCAGAUGCAAUUGUCAAAGUAAAAAGGAAAAAAAAGCUUUUUUGGUAAUAUAAUGAUGUACUAUAUUGGUAUUGUUUGUCAAGUGCUUACCAGACUUAGUUAUUUUCUUUUGAAAUAACUUUAUAUCCAAAGCCCCUUAUUUGGUGUACUAUUUUUAUGUUAAGUUGGGAGGUUACUGUACUCUUCACAUAGCCCUGUCCACCAAAGAUGCCAAAAUAUUUCAUUAGGGUUUAUGAAUGGUUCCAGAACACAAGUUUAUGUGAAUACAUUGUAUUGGGAAAACUAAUUUGGAUUUAGAAGUUGAGAGUGAACUGCUAUUUUCAUAACAGAAAAAAGACAAUUAGUAAAAAAGAAAAAAAUCCACUAAAUAUAUCAGUUCCUUAUUGUUUUAUAAUAGUGUAUACACAACAUUGUUUCUGAAGUCCUUACUCUGUGGUUCCUUCAGUACUAGUUCUGCUUUCAUUGGUGCUGUAGUCCAGAUGGAGUUCUGUCUAUAGAUUUUGUUACAGAAGUUAUACCAAAGUAUCAAAAACUUCCAAACCACCACCUCCAUAUACAUCUCUUAAUGCCAUGCUCUCUUAUGGGAACCUCCUUCAAGGGGGUGGCCACAGAAGCAGCAAUUCUUUUUAGUGAAAUACCUUUUCUUAAAUUCCAAAUGCUGACAUAAUUUGCCCAUGAUAUAUACUUUCCAUUUUUUUUUUUCUUUUUAAAUAGAAUGACAUUAAUUUAAUAACUGACUACUGCAGUAUAUUAUCCUCUGUCUUGUAUUUUCCCAGUAUUGUCAUGUUUAUUGUAGUUAUUGUACUAUUUUUUUAAUAUGUAAUACUUGCACAUUGGCAAAAUUAGCAUCUGGCAAAGAAUAGUUCAAAUCAUGCCUUGAGACAACAAAUUUAGGUGUCCGCUCAUUCUGAUUGGAGUAACAAAUCAACCAACAUUGGAGGCAGGUACAUGGGGGCAUGUUGAACACCAUACCUGAUAAUGGUGACAAAUCUUAGGAAAAACACUAUGGCUAGUUACCUUUUUAUUAAUUUACCUGUAAGAUGUGUUACAUAAGCUUUAAAUUUUGCUGCUACUGGCAGUGCAUGCACUGGAAUAGUGUUAUGUUAUUCAUGUAAAUGUAAUACUCACUUUAUGGAUGAUACAUGCUGCUAAAAGUUUGUUCAGAUAAUAAUUCAUAAAAUGCAUGAGAACAAACUUAUUUUCUUCCAGUGGAGUUAACUGCUGUAACAUUUUAUUAAAUUAAUUGGUUUAAUGUAUUUCAUCUUUUGGUAUAGCACGAUUUUAGUUACAUUAGUAUAUGUAAAUAAAGUGUGAUUGAUUUUUUCAGUGGAGUCACGGUCUUGGUUUGAGGUACAUAAUUGAGGUCAUUAAAGGAAUAGGUUAGGAACCACUGUACGAGAGGUAGAAAAAUCCACCUUUGAAAUAUACGCAGCCCUCCACUGGACAGGCACCUGCUCAGUAGCUCAACAGAGGAAGUGAUCUAUUUAGUGGACAAUGUGACAGGCCACACAAAUAUACAAAGCAAUAGAGUGGAAGAAAACAGUACCAUAAGACAAGAUUUUUAUCCGUUGAAGAAUUUGAAGUCUGCUGUUUGACGUAACAUGCCAAAGAUGACUCAGUUGCAUCAGAGAUUGUCCUUGCCUGUGAUAAAGAAGGUAGAAUUUAUGCACACAGUUCAUAGUGGAUCAGGAUUUAAAUAUGCAUUUACUCCUCAUUAGUAUUACCCUAUGAGGAUAUAGUUUCUAAGAAUCAAACUCUUUUAUAUAGUGUAAAGUGCAUGUUUUGUUCUGAAAUUACAUUUAUUGUAAAAAGUUUAAACGCAAAUUAGUGUUUAUUUAUGCUUAAACAUUAUGAAUCAUGUAAUUCUUACUUGCAGUGUUUGUCUUGCAAUUUAAGUUGCUUGUGUAUUUCUACGAAGGAGUUUCUUUGGGCAUAUUUUUAAUGUCUUUUUUAUAAGGGAACCAUUUGCUUAAGCUUUUUGUGCACACACCAGGCUGAUGGUUGUCUGCAGCACCUUAUAGUUACAUGCCUCCACACACACCUCACUCCUGCUCUCCAGUUUCACACUGACUACCAUAAACAUGAUCACCCACCAUAAUCAUCUCACAAGUACUUGAGAGGAUACUUCUGAGAGCUCUUAAUUUAUUUAAUAUAUUACCACCCCUCCCAUUUCCUACGAUGAUUGUAUAAUAUAUAAGAUAAGGUUUAUAAGACUAGCAUGUCAUGCACGGUAGCCAGUGAAUGGAUGUCUCAGUUGUUCUUUUCUCAUACAAAUUGCCAUUACAUAAUAUUUAUGUGGCUGUUUAAAAUCCACACGGAUGAAGUGAUUAGAAAGAGGGAAACCAGAAUGUUGGAGGGUUGGGCAAAGAUAAGAGAAUAUGAACAUUACAGAACACAGUAUGGAAUGUGAUGUAUCAUGAUGAUGCAGUCCUAUCAUGCACCCAACACCUCCACACAAAACAUAAAUUCAAUACAUUUCUUAGUCAGUAAGAGAUAAUGUACUUAUUGCAUUUUGUAAAGAGUACCUUAUUCCAGAAAGUUACCAAUAAUUUUAGUAUUCUUUUUCUUGGACAAAACAUUGAAUAAACAACAGAAUUAGGAUACGAAAAUUUGUUCAUAUUUAAUAUGACAACUUCAGCCCAGAGGCCAGGGCCAAAACAGCACUGCAUAUUUACCUACACCAUUGGUUAAAGACCUGAUUUGCAUUACAUUUUUCAAUCAGGGUGUGGAUGCUCUUCCCCAGUCAUUGUAAGGAAAGUAUUCUGGGUCUGGGUGUGCUUGGCAAGGCCCAUUGCUUGAAAUGUUUGGAACAGACACGUGAAAGUUUUGUUCCUCUCCGUCCCACAGCUCUUUUUACAUUCGUUUCGCAUGAUAUUCGUCUCCAUGGCUGUGUGUUCUGGGAUGGAAAUGUUGCCCUGUCCUUUAGCCUAUUCAUACAUAGGUAUCCCUCUAGUUUCUUCCAUGACCUUCUAUCCUGAUCCUGACCUUCUAUCUGAUUGAUAGUAUGGGUUCCGCAAGGGGCGUUCUACUGGUGAUCUCCUUGCCUACCUAACUGACUUGGUCAUCCUCUCUUAGCCGUUUCGGUGAAACCUUUGCUAUUGCACUGGACAUAUCAAAAGCCUUUGAUAGGGUCUGGCACAAAUCUUUGCUUUCCAAACUAUCCUCCCAUGGUUUCUAUCCUUCUCUCUGUACCUUUAUCUCCAGUUUCCUUUCUGACCGUUCUAUUUCUGCUGUGGUAGACGGUCAUUGUUCUUCCCCUAAACCUAUUAACAGUGGUGUCCCGCAGGGUUCUGUCCUAUCUCUCACUCUCUUUCUGUUGUUAAUUGAUGAUCUUUCCAAAACGAACUGUCCUAUCCAUUCUUACGCCAAUGACUCUACUCUGCAUUACUCAACUUCUUUUAAUAGAAGACCCACCCACCAGGAACUAAAUGAUUCCAGGCUGGAGGCAGCAGAGCUCUUAGCCUCAGACCUUACUAUCAUUUCCGAUUGGGGCAAGAAGAACUUGGUGUCCCUCAACGCCUCAAAAACACAGUUUCUCCACCUAUCCACUUGACACAGUGUUCCAAACAACUAUCCCCUAUUCUUUGACAACACUCAGCUAUCACCUUCUUCAACACUAAACAUCCUCGGUCUAUCCUUAACUCAAAAUCUCAACUGGAAACUUCAUAUCUCUUCUCUUACUAAAUCAGCUUCCUCGAGGCUGGGCGUUCUGUACCAUCUCUGCCAGUUCUUAUGCCCUGCACAGUUGCUAUCCAUUUACAGGGGCCUUGUCCGCCCUCGUAUAGAGUAUGCAUCUCGUGUGUUAGGGGGGUCCACUCACACAGCUCUCUUGGACAGAGUGGAGUCUAAGGCUCUUCGUCUCAUCAGCUCUCCUCCUCAUACUGAAAGUCUUCUACCUCUUAAAUUCCACCACCAUGUUGCCUCUCUUUCUAUCUUCUAUCGAUAUUUUCAUGCUGACUGCCCUUCUGAACUUGCUAACUGCAUGCCUCCCCUCCUCCCGCGGCCCCGCUGCACAGGACUUUCUACUCAUGCUCAUCCCUAUACAGUACCCUCUCGAGUUGUGCGGUUAGUCCUAAAUUCUUACCAUCCUGACUUUCGCGCAUUAUCACCCCGAGUUUCGCUCUGCUUUAACACGUACGGUUCACGUCUACUUACUAUCGGCGUCACGCAUGCUACCUUUAAAGGUAGUAUUACACUGGAUGUUUUCCUCCAAACAUUGUGGCUAUGGCAAGAGAGAGAGAGAGAGAGAGAGAGAGAGAGAGAGAGAGAGAGAGAGAGAGAACGGGAAGAGAGGACGGGUCAUUUUGAAGCCGCAGUUGAAGGUGGCUGCUGACAGUUCUGAAAACACACUUGUGAUUCGCUGGGUGUCCGAUGAUGUCAUCGCCAACGCUCACCCUAUCAGCGGCUUCACUGCCUUGAGGCGGUGUACGUCACAAUGGCCGUUUUCGUCCAACUGUUGGGGCUACGGGCAACGCCCGUACGCCCAACCGGGACCGAGUUCAUGGUUAUCCGUAAGCUGGUGUCACACAGGGCUUUUUUCUUCCCACCGAGUUGGCACCAUGUAGGACAACCGGCAAAUCCAACUUUUCCGGGUGUGCGUCACACACGGCCACAUCAACAACGUAAACAAAGCACUUGCCCAGUAGCCUAUCAACUUGGCAUCGUCUGCUAAAGUAAGGGCUGUUGCGGCUUGUGCUGCCAUUACCCAAGUUAUGGACUUGUUGUUGCAGUUAAAUGGAAGGAAGAAACAGUUGUGGGUGUGGCCAUUGUUCUCAUUGUCACCACUGCGCGUGUGCGGCUAACCCACCAUUCUUGACUCAGCCACUUAAACACACGGAUCGAAUAACAACACACACACACACACACACCAGACUCAUUAGGAACCAUUGCAGUUGUUUCUGACAAACUUGAGUGUGUUAGAAUGUAUUUGGUGAGUGGCUCACAUGAACCAAACCAGGCUCUUUGCAAGAAGAGAGCAGUCAUCUUUAACACUGCUCUCUUCUUGCCAUUGGGUAUGUUUGGUUUGUAUGAACCACUCACCAAAUAAGUUCUAACACACACUAGGAAAUGGUGAAGCCAUUUUUGUUUGUGAGAAACAUAUGCCAUGGUUCAUGAUGAGUCUGGUGUGUGUGUGUGUGUGUGUGUGUGUGUGUGUGUGUGUGUUGUUACUCGAUCCACGUGUUUAUGUGGUCGGAGUCGAGGUGGGUGGGUUGGCUGCUCAUGCGCAGUGGUGACAAUAAGAACUGGCACAGAAGAACCACAGACACGCCACACCCACAACAGCUUCUUCCUUCCAUUUAACUACAGCAACAAGUCCAUAACUUGGGUAAUGACAGCACAAACCGCGACAGCCCUUACUUUAGCAGACGACGCCAUGUCGAAACAGGGCAAGUGCUUUGUUUACGUUGUGGAUGUGGACACGGGCAACCGACCUUGGCCAUGUGUGACGCACACUUGGAAAAGUUGGAUUUGUGGGUUGCCCAAGCUGCCGCCAACGCGGUGGGAAGAAAAGGGCCCAGUAUGACAUCAGGUUACGGACAACCAACAACUCGCUCCCGGAUGGGCGCACGGGCGUUGCCAAUAGCCACAAUGGUUAGAGGAAAAUGGCCAGUGUGACAAUGUCCCAAGGCAGCGAGGCCACUGACCGGGUGAGCGCCGGCGAUGACAUCAUCGGACUCCCAGCGAAUCACAAGUGUGUUUGCAGAGCUCAGCCAAUCGUAAAGCUUCAUCUGUGGCUUUAAAACGACCUGUUCUCUCUUCCUGUUUUCUUCCUUUUUCCUGGGUACAUAUUUUGAGAUAACAAGGGAGUAUAGGAGGAAAAAAGUGAGCUCCGGGGGGCAGCAUGAGCCAAUUAUAAUGGCGCCACUAUAAACAGUGGCCUGCGCCAUGACGGGCUCAGGGUUAACCAUCAGGCCCAGAUGGAUAGUCUUCCAGCGCCAUA
Eriocheir sinensis (Chinese mitten crab) is the source of this 8012-nucleotide messenger RNA. RefSeq names its product palmitoyltransferase ZDHHC8-like. Gene Ontology annotation, molecular function: palmitoyltransferase activity. Gene Ontology annotation, biological process: protein palmitoylation. Lineage: Eukaryota; Metazoa; Arthropoda; Malacostraca; Decapoda; Varunidae. The record is from RefSeq and is a predicted model, not a curated record. Bases 77 to 1090 code for a protein of 337 amino acids. The transcript has 11 exons.